Messenger RNA from Xiphias gladius (swordfish), 306 nucleotides. Its product is annotated as spexin prohormone 1-like. The transcript has 5 exons. NCBI's taxonomy places the organism in Eukaryota, Metazoa, Chordata, Actinopteri, Istiophoriformes, Xiphiidae. Gene Ontology annotation, molecular function: neuropeptide hormone activity. Bases 1 to 306 code for a protein of 101 amino acids. The record is from RefSeq and is a predicted model, not a curated record.
AUGUCUCUCAUAGUCACAUUGUUUGUGGUGACACUGGUUACCCAGUGCUGGACAGCGCCACAGCGGAGAAACUGGACCCCUCAGGCCAUCUUAUACCUAAAAGGAGCACAGGGACACCGCUCAGUGUUGGAGCGCGCCAGCAGAGACGAAGAGGGCACUUUACAUUCAGUGACUCACAACUGGAGCAGCGAUGGCCUGGGGUUGUCUCUGGCCUCAUCCAUUCUCCUGGGGCUUCUGCAGCCUGCUCUGGAAGAAGGUGGAGGCACUUUAGAUAAUUACUCUGACGGGCAAGAGCUGAAUUUGUGA